CGGCAGAGCUGCGGGUCGAACGCGAAGGGUUCUUUUCGUGGCCCAGUCGCGGGGCGGUAGUGCUAGAACCGUAGUCCGGGUAGUCGGUAGGGCGGUGCCGCUGUCGUGUGCUUUAGGUAUUUUUUUUAAAUUUGGUUUCGAUUAGUUUUCUGUAUCUACCGAGUGUGUGCAAUAUUUUUUUUCCAUGUCGCGGUUUCCUUAGAGUUAUGUCAUCGCCAACGGCCAUCCGCGAACCGGCCCCGAUGUUGACUAGUUGCUUUGGCCCACGCAAAAACUCUCUGGCUGCAUCCGCGUGUUGACUACUGAUGAUAAUGCGAAUCGUCUGAUUCGGACCGCGGCCCUUAGGCCAAAACGAUUUCGUUGCAGUAGCUGAGCCGUUUAAUCGUUAUUUUUGGACUACAGCCCAACAUUUACUUAACACCGGCAUAGGUGAGAAUCUAUUUAAACUAUAAUAAUAGUUUUCCAUUACAUGAAUGAAACUGUAUUUUUAAUUAUGGUUAUUUAAUUAAAAUUCAACUGUGAUUUAGUAUCAAAAUGACGAUCCCAAAACUACCGACAGAUUUUAGAAGAGAUGGAUUGGCACUUAUUUCACGUAUGGUUAGAACGAAAGAUUUAGAUGAUCUUCAAGAAGAAAUAACUCCUCCAGGCAGAUUUGAUCCACAUCAUCAAACAAAGCUAAAAAAAUGUUUGAACACUGUGGAUUUAACGUCAUUAGGUGUUGGAUCUUGUCUUGGAACCGGUAUGUACGUCGUAACUGGAUUAGUAGCUAGAAGAUUUGCUGGUCCAGCAGUUAUUUUAUCAUUUAUAAUAGCAGCCAUAGCGUCUUUGUUUUCCGGUGCUUGUUAUGCUGAAUUUGGCGUACGAGUUCCACAUACUUCCGGUUCAGCAUAUAUGUAUAGUUAUGUAACAGUAGGCGAAUUUAUAGCAUUUCUCAUCGGCUGGAAUAUGGUCCUCGAGUACCUUAUUGGAACUUCAGCAUGUGCGUGUGCCCUAAGUGCCAGUUUGGACUCGUUGACCAAUGGAUCUGUCAGCGCAUCCAUUCAGAAUACGAUUGGCUUUUUAGGUAAACCUGAUCUAUUAGCCGCUGGAAUCACCUUACUUAUGAUGGUCCUUUUAGCCGCAGGAGUUAAAAAAAGCUUAAUGUUUAAUCAUUUGAUGAAUGCUAUUAAUUUAGCUGCGUGGAUAUUUCUCAUGUCGGCUGGUCUGUUUUACGUAAACAUUAAUAACUGGACUGAAAACGAAGGGUUUUUUCCAUACGGAUGGGGAGGUGUAUUUAAAGGAGCAGCAACAUGUUUUUACGCCUUCAUAGGAUUUGAUAUUAUAGCUACAACUGGAGAGGAAGCCCACAAUCCAAAAAAAUCUAUUCCUUGGGCUAUUAUGGCUAGUUUAAUAAUAAUUCUAGUAGCAUACGUUAGUUCAUCGAUUAUACUAACUUUAAUCGUUCCAUAUAACAAGAUUGAUGAAAAUGCAGCUUUGUUAGAUAUGUUUGUUCAAGUUGGAGCACCUCGAUGUCAGAUAAUCAUAGCUGCUGGAGCUAUGGCUGGUCUUUUGGUGAGCAUGUUUGGAUCUAUGUUUCCUAUGCCAAGAAUAAUCUAUUCUAUGGCCCAAGAUGGAUUGCUAUUCAAAUCGCUUAGUCAAAUUUUUCCAUUAACUGGUACGCCCCUUGUUGCUACCGUAAUAUCUGGAAUAGCUUCGGCUGUAGCUGCUUUGAUCAUCAAUCUUGACACAUUGAUAGAAAUGAUGUCUAUAGGAACCUUGUUCGCAUACACUCUUGUUUCAACAUGUGUAUUGAUACUAAGAUAUCAACCUCAAACAUCUACUGCAAUUCACUUUUUUCCUGAAACUAUUCGGUCUCCCAUGACCGCACCAAAACAAAUUGUUACCAACGGACGGGUAAACUUUGUGGUAAACCAAGAUGAUCAAAGAUAUUCGUACACAAACCAAGCGUUUACAAGUGGUGGUGUACCGGCAUCGUUUUAUCAAACUCAACUUCCGUUACCACAACAAAUUAUACCACCUCAUCAGUCCCAAAGGAUAAUGGUUCGAAAAGUAACUAGAAGUUCUCCGGAUUCAGAUGAUACGUAUUAUGGGGAUGACUCCGAAGAAGGACGCGAUGACCAGUAUUUAGUAUCAGAUAGAUAUGAAAGUAAAUUCUACGGAUCUGUUCACGGGGGUUCAACUGCUGGUUCUACAACAGCUGCUGGUAGCUUUAAUGCAGCAAGCGCUAAUAUUACUAGAUCUAUUAAGGCGGCUACUUAUUUGUGUCCAGCAAUAUUUCCAUGGGUAGACACGGGACCUGCAACUGAGGAGAGCGGAUAUAUUGUGCUCAAAAUGGUUGGAGUAUUCUAUGUACUUAUCAUUGUCUUUGAUAUAAUGCUAGUGGUCAUAUCUCCAGAAUCAUCUACGUUCACUUAUAUUAUUUUGUAUACGCUGCUUAUUGCUAUAAUCAUUGUUCUUGGUGCAAUAUCACGAAAACCACAAAACAAGCAAAUACUUGUUUUUAAAACACCAUGGGUGCCAUUUGUACCGGCAUUUUCUAUUGCUGUCAACCUUUACUUAAUUUUCCAAUUAAGUUCAAUGACUUUGUUAAGAAUCAUCAUUUGGGUGUCAAUAGGGCUCUUUGUAUAUUUUUAUUAUGGCAUCAAACACAGUACGUUAGAGCCUGCAACAGAUGAAGAUGAAAGAAUAGAACUUAAAACAAAACAUCCGCCAGUAUCUACACAACAUAACAACAAACAACAGAGUCAAAAAGCACCACCCCCUCGGCCGGCUGCUCCAUCAGUUGUUGAGGAGAAGAGUUCUGAACUGAAAAGGCCAACUAAUUUAGGAGCUCCUCCACCACCAGCGUCAAAUAAUGGCAGUAUGUUUGUAUCUCCGUCCGCUUUUCCUAAAUGGGACGAUUAGUUUGACUGAGAAUAAUUGUAAGUAAUAAUAAAUGUUAAACAUGUUACGUUAUUUUAAUUUUAACAACAAGUUGUGCAUUAGGCACAUGUAAAUAAAAUGUUGUAAAACAAUUUAUAGUUGUUGAAUCUGACCUUUAAAAUUAUAACUAACGAAUAAUAUUUUUACUAUUAUUUAAUUGAAAUAUUGUUAUACAAACGUGAUAAGCGUAGUAUUUUAAACUUAUAUAAUUAUAUGAUAUAAUGAAAAGCUAAUUAACUAAUAAAUUUAAAUAAUGCAUGUACUAAAAAUAAAACUACAAUAUAUGAUAAUUCUAAUUUAAAUACUGUUGUUAAUAUGCCAAAAUGUAAUAAUGCAGAAAUAACUAUGAAUA
This is a messenger RNA of Daktulosphaira vitifoliae (grape phylloxera), 3274 nucleotides long. Its product is annotated as probable cationic amino acid transporter. Gene Ontology annotation, molecular function: amino acid transmembrane transporter activity. The record is from RefSeq and is a predicted model, not a curated record. Gene Ontology annotation, biological process: amino acid transport; transmembrane transport. The transcript is spliced from 15 exons. Bases 535 to 2904 code for a protein of 789 amino acids. Lineage: Eukaryota; Metazoa; Arthropoda; Insecta; Hemiptera; Phylloxeridae. Gene Ontology annotation, cellular component: plasma membrane.